Metarhizium brunneum ARSEF 3297 is the source of this 519-nucleotide messenger RNA. RefSeq lists its product as uncharacterized. Lineage: Eukaryota; Fungi; Ascomycota; Sordariomycetes; Hypocreales; Clavicipitaceae. The record is from RefSeq and is a predicted model, not a curated record. Gene Ontology annotation, molecular function: acetylpyruvate hydrolase activity.
AUGUUACCAAAGAUUACUCAAAUAGAUGAUUGCGGAGACUAUGAGGCUGAGCUUGCUGUUGUCAUUGGCAAAACUGCCAAAAACGUUUCCAAGGACGACGCGAUGAACUAUGUUCUUGGAUACACGGCUUGCAACGAUGUUUCUAGUAGAGCGAGCCAAUUCGCACAGUCCCAGUGGUCAUUUUCCAAAAGCUUCGAUGGCUCAUGCCCCUUGGGUCCAGCGCUAGUGUCGCCGUCUGUCAUUUCAGAUCCUUGUACUCUUCGACUGCGCGGUGUGAAGAAUCAGGAAUUACUGCAAGAUUGUGGCAUAGACGACCUUAUUUUCAGUGUAGCGGAGCUUAUUAGCUUCUUGUCCCAGGGUACUACACUCCCUGUCGGUACGGUUAUUAUAACUGGUACUCCGGCAGGAGUUGGUGUUAGUCGAAACCCGAAGGUAACCCUGGCUCACGGCGAUGAGUUUUGGGUGGAAAUUAUGCCUCACAUAGGUACCUUGGUGAACGUGUUCCAGAAUGAGAUGUAG